AAUUGUAGCUGAUUAAUGAAUUUUAGAUAGUAUCAAUGAAAAGACAUUCAUCUACAAAUGUAUUUUUUAUACUGUCCAAAAAAUGAACACAAUUAUUGUAUUUUAUAUAGUUUGUAAUCUUGUUUUUAAUCUUUAUUGAAAUACAAUGCCAGAAGAAAAAAAACACUUGAGACAUGGGUUACAUGUUUUUCAUUAGAAAGCAAACAAUAUUUGCCAAGCUAGCCGCUGCUGUAUUUAUUAUUAUAUUAUCCAUCUAUCAAUCUUCCGCUUAUCCGAGGUCGGGUCGCGGGGUAUUAUAUUAUAAUACUAAUAAGAGUAUUAUAUAUAUUAUAUUAAAUAUUACAUUAUUAUAAUAUAUAUUAUAUUAUUAUGUAUAUUAUAUGAUAUACAUCAUUAUAUAAUUAUAGAAAAUGGAUGGAUGGAUUAUAAUAUUGAAUUAUAUUGUUUAUUAUUAUUUAUUUAUAGUUCUAUUACAUUUAUUUAUUAUAAUGAUUCAUUAUUAGCAUUUGUGAGUUCAUUGUUUUGUGGCUAUUUUAUAACCAUUGAUAAAAUGCUCUUGAGACCAAAUGUGGCCCUUGAGCCAUAGGUUUGUCACCCUUGUUUGAAACUAAUUAUUUGAUUGUACCUUUUCUCAGUCCAGCUACAGUACAUUAGAUUAUGUUCCCCAGCUAUCAAGUAUACAGAAGUUUGAGUGUAAAAGCCAUUGCAAUCCAACAUUUUUAAUAAAUAAUGCAAUGUAAUGGUGUUACAGCUUCAUAAACUGUGUUACCAACAUUUUUCCAAGAACAUAUGACAUAAUCUCUCAGCCUUAUAGAGGCACUCCUUAUAGACCCUGUUAAAUAACUCAACCUUUAAGCUCACCUUUGGCUUAUCAAAGUCCCUUUUGGAGGACGUGUGGAGGAGGAGGAGAAGCUGGAUAACUCUGGAGCAACCACAUUACACUCUUUGCUUUGGGAAGGCUAGCGAGUGAAGACUGGAGCUUUAUGGUGAGUGACCCUGUAUUUAUAGUUUUUAGUUUAUUUCCAACAUGCAUACAGUUACAAUAUGGGGUACAUGACAUUCAAUUUCUCACUACAGCAUGUCUGAAUAAGAGUAGGAAGAAGAGCUUAUUUACUAUUCCCCCUUUUCCAUUUCAUAGGAAUGUGUAAUACAUUUCUGUCCUCAACUUGAAACAUAAAUAGAUCAUUGAUCAAGUUAAGUUAUAAUUCACAUAAUGAGAUGAAUAAGAUUAUCUCAUUUUUCAAUAAGGUUCAAGAUGUUUAUCAGAAUUCUUCUUCCUUGUAAUUAGUAAACACUUCACGUUUGAAGAAUUUCUUAAACUGGAUUGUAUUGGUACAUUGUUCGACUUCUUUGCUUAAUCCAUUCUAUAAUUUAAAGAUCUUUAUUAAUGAUAAAGCCAUAUUCAGAACUAGUGUUAAAAAUGCAAGUAGACCAGUUGUGGUUACUUGCUGUCACAAAAGAGACCUUAAAUGUUCAAUUAAAAAGUCUAUAAUUCAUUAAUAUAUACACAUUAAUAGAUCAUAUUUCAAUAUUAGUAUACAAUAUACACAAAUGUUUUGUUUUCCAAAAAAAAACAAAUUAGUAAAAAAAAAUGAUUUGGUAAAUAUUAUAGAUUAAAAAAAAAUUUUGUUGGACCUUUACCACAUUUUUAUAAUUUUUUUUUAGUAUUUUUUGUUGUUAAAUUUUUAACUUUGAACUCUUCCAGUAAUGCCUGUAGAGUUGCAUCAUGUGCAGGUGGUUGUCAACCAAAACAACACCACAUCUCGCUAUUGUUUUUUUACAAUAAUAACAUUCGAAAUCUAAUGACGUGGGUCAUUGCGGCAUUGGCGUUCAAAGUUCAGCGCUCCUGAAGUCUGAGUUGCCACCAGCUUAAUUGAUUAACCAUUAACUGUCACUGUGACACUUGCAUGGAAGAUCAACUUUAAGACUUUAGGGUUACUUUGCUCGUAUAUGAAUCUAAUUUGUUGUCAUUUAAAUGGGAAAUGACUUCAUCACAUUGCAGUAAGUCGUGAUUGUUUUUUUCGCGUGUGCGACAGAACAUGGCCUUGUACAAGCCAAAGGUGAUUUCUCUAACCAAGAGGCCAAGUCAGACAUUCGGCUUCUACUUGAGGGUGGAGCACGGCGAGGAUGGUCACCUGAUUCGCAGCUUGGAGAUGGGUGGUCCUGCUGAACUGUCAGGCAUGAAGGAUGGAGACCGAAUCCUCCGAGUGAAUGGCAAAUUUAUUGAUGGACUUUCCCAUUCUGAGGUGGUAGAGCUAGUGAGAAGCAGCGGAGCCACAGUCAUCUUCCACAUUCUGGAUGAAGCUUCUUACAAGCAGGCGAAGAAUCAAGGAGUGAACCUGGGUGAGCCUCAUCUUACACCAGCAGUCACAGCUGUGGUCCAACAGCCUCUAAAACCCAGACUCUGCUACCUGGUCAAGUCAAGCUCUGGUUAUGGUUUCUCUCUUCGCUCGAUUAAAGGCGAGCGGGGCAUUUUUGUGACGGAGGUGGUGCCCGGCAGCACGUCAGACCGGGCUGGUGUCAAAGUUAACGACCGUCUUGUGGAAAUCAACGGGGAGAACGUAGAGAGUGCCGGGCACGAACAAGUGGUGGACAAGAUCAAGACAGCGGGCAACAGCCUCAUGUUCCUCCUGGUGGACAACGAGGCGGACAGGUACUACCAAAGCGUGCACAUGAAUAUAACUGCGCGCUUUGCAACUACCAAGUGUCUCCCUCAUCAUCCACGCAUCGUCUACCUCACCAAAGGGCCCGGUGGUUACGGCUUCCUGCUCAAAGAGGAGCCCAAUAUUGAAGGACACUUUAUUAGGGACGUAGACAGUGCGAGUCCAGCCGAGAGAGAAGGUCUCAGGGACAUGGAUAGGCUGGUGGCUGUGGACGGCCAGGAGGUGAACGGCUGUACUCAUGAACAGGUGGUGGACAUGAUCAGGCUUAGUGGCAACAAAUGCUGCCUUCUAGUGGUGGACAAGGACACUGACCUUGUGUUUGCUCAGGCUAAUUUGUCACCGAUGCUUUUCUGGGAGGAGGAGAAGGACUCUCUUUCCCCACCGAGUUACUCCGAGGCAAUCACCUUACCCGCCCUGGUUAAACCAUCCACACCUGCUCAGGAAAAGAAGGAUAAGAAUGAAGAGCUCAAAACUAAAUUGUGUAAGAUGGAAAAGGCAGCAGCUGGAUUUGGCUUCCACCUAAACGGCAUCCAGGGUGUGUUUGGCCAGUACAUCACAGAGGUGGUGAAGGGCGGAGUCGCCGACCAGGCCGGUCUGGAGAACGACGACAUGGUGGUGGAGGUCAACGGGAAGAAUGUGGAAAAGAGCACCCACGAGGAUGUGGUUGCCAUGAUCCGCAGCAGUGGAAGCUCCCUGGAACUGCUGGUGGUCCCAAAGAGCAUUUCCGAUCAAGUCAAGGAUAAAGGGGUCGCCAUCACACGCGACCUUGUGCAGGAGACGUCACAAGCGCAGGUUCACAACCAAGAGGAGGCACAGCAAACUCCCACUAAAGAAAGGACUGCAUCUGUAUCUUCGUCUUGUUCUCAAAGUAGUUUGGAUGACAGACUUUAAGAGGGGACAACACUCAAGCUGAAUCGAAACUGCUUUGCUUCGUUUUACACCUGCUGGUCCCAAUAUUCGGUACAUCUCUGUUGCAGGACCAAAAAAUAUGUGUGUUAUUAUUAUUGUGGUUCUGUGUAUUAUUUUAUUAAUGGAUGCCAUUUGGAGUACCUAAUGUUGUGGGCAGAUUAAAACAAAUAUGACAACAUAAGCAAAAUUGUCAUCGUCAAGAGCUCAGCCAAUCCACAUCUGACAAAAAUGAGUACGUCCCUCACAUUUCAACAGGCAUUUAUGAUUUCCUCUCAAGGGACAAUACAAUAGAACGUAAACUGGAUAUAAUUUAAGAGUAGUCUGUGUACAUUUUGUAUAGCAGUUUUACUUUCAACACAGAGCUAUUAUUGACGAAGUAUCUAGCAACACAAGGAGAGUAGCAAAAUUUCAAGCAUGGUCGUGUCAUGGUCUGGGGCUGCAUGAGUGCUGCAGCCACCGAGUGAGUUGUGGUUCACUGAGCGACAUGUGUAACAACCCACCAGUGACGUGGAAGAUGACUUCAGGAUUACCCAGACUGCAUGUUCAGAAAUUGGACGUUCAAUGUGAGGUGUACUCAUCUUGUGUUGCUCGCUAUUUACACAAUACUGGUCAUGCAUUGACUCAUUAUCAGUACAGAGUACAGCUACGCGCACAGUAGAGGGCAUGGGUUCGAUUCCUAUCAAGAUAGCGAGAAAAACUAAGCCGUUACCAUUCAUGAAAUUGAAAAAAAAACCAAGGUACACACUGACUUCUCUUAAUUUCAAUUGUAUUUCUAUCAUUUUGGCCCAUGAGAAAAUAUAUUUAAUAGUUUAAUAGACUUUGUGGGGGUACAGAAAAUAAAUACUUAAUACUAUAAUAAAUAUAUCCCCUUCGGACACGAAGACUUGUUUAAUCUGAUUAAUUGCUCUUUUACUGAAAAAUCCUUUUGAAUAUUAAUACAUCCCCAAACAACAAAAACAUAACUUCAGCAAACAAUAAGAAUGUUUAUUUUGCCCUCAAUACAAAAACUGCUUUUGUUGUGAAAUUAAUGACAUCAUUUCAAAAAUUACAUAUAAAAAAGCGGUUUUGCUCCAGUGUGUUUUGACUAAAUAAAAAAUAAAAAAAUCAAAUGAAUACAAAGUAAAAAUUUAAAAAAAUCAAAUGAAUACAAAGUACAAAUAAAACCUUUUAUUCUGCAUUUCUUUCCCAUGACAGUUGUUUCUGAUUCAGGAACACUGCACUGGAAUACAAAUAUGAUUAAAGAUAGAAAAUAUGUAUAAUGGCGAUGCUUUAAUUCCACAAUACAUGUAAGCCUAGCAGUGGAGGGCAGGUCAGAAGGCCAUGUGUUUCUCUGGCGCCUGCUUGUGGGCCAGGUAGAGGAAGAGGAUGCUGGACAGGGCACUGACCAGGAAGAUGACGUCAAACCAGCGGUGGUAGAAAUUAAACUGCAGCUCUCCCAGCACCUCCGUGACAAUGGAGCGGUACUCCAGCGGCAUGCUCAUGCGCAUCAGCAGCACCGACGACACAAA
Messenger RNA from Nerophis ophidion (straightnose pipefish), 5080 nucleotides. RefSeq names its product PDZ domain containing 1 (gene pdzk1). Gene Ontology annotation, molecular function: protein-membrane adaptor activity; protein binding. Gene Ontology annotation, biological process: protein localization to plasma membrane. The transcript is spliced from 7 exons. NCBI's taxonomy places the organism in Eukaryota, Metazoa, Chordata, Actinopteri, Syngnathiformes, Syngnathidae. The coding region runs from base 2040 to 3554 and encodes 504 amino acids. Gene Ontology annotation, cellular component: apical plasma membrane. The record is from RefSeq and is a predicted model, not a curated record.